Messenger RNA from Tarenaya hassleriana, 1228 nucleotides. RefSeq names its product ribosome-recycling factor, chloroplastic. Bases 64 to 903 code for a protein of 279 amino acids. The record is from RefSeq and is a predicted model, not a curated record. Gene Ontology annotation, biological process: plastid translation. Gene Ontology annotation, cellular component: chloroplast. Gene Ontology annotation, molecular function: ribosomal large subunit binding. Lineage: Eukaryota; Viridiplantae; Streptophyta; Magnoliopsida; Brassicales; Cleomaceae. The transcript has 11 exons.
UUCGGUUUUCCUUCUCCCCUACCGAACAAACAGCUUUUCUCUCCUAGUCACUUCACUCCUUCCAUGGCGGCUUCCUUAUCUUCCUCCUCUCAAAUGAAUUCCAUUCUCCAAUUCAGAACUAACUGCUCCAAAACUCUCAUCUUCCUUCCCGAUUCGUAUCGCAGAGGCAUCGUAUCGGCCAAGUCUCACGCUCACGAAUUGAUUGCGUGUGCGUGGAGGAGCGGCGUAAGCUACGACAAGCUUCGUCUCGGAGCUUCCGUGGGCCUCUCUCCUGGUCCUGUAGUCAAGCGGUCGCUACAGAAGAGAGCAGUGAUAAGGUGUGCAACCAUUGAAGAAAUAGAAGCGGAGAAGUCCACAAUUGAGAAGGAUGUUAAAUCGAAGAUGGAGAAGACAAUUGAAACGCUUCGGACAAGUUUCAACUCCAUAAGGACAGGAAGAGCUAAUCCGGCAAUGCUAGACAAGAUCGAGGUUGAGUACUAUGGAAGUCCAGUGAGCCUGAAAAGCAUUGCCCAAAUCGGUACACCUGAUGCAAGUUCCCUCUUGGUGCAGCCCUACGACAAGUCCAGCUUAAAGGCUAUAGAGAAGGCCAUCGUGAAUUCUGAUCUCGGAAUGACUCCUAAUAAUGACGGGGAAGUUAUUCGGUUGUCCUUGCCUCCUCUCACAGCUGAGAGAAGAAAGGAACUAUCAAAAGUUGUGGCAAAACAGGCCGAAGAAGGGAAGGUUGCUGUGAGGAACAUAAGAAGAGAUGCCCUGAAAGCUUACGAAAAACUUGAGAAGGAAAAGAAGCUAUCGGAAGACAACGUGAAGGAUUUGUCAAGUGAUUUGCAGAAACUAGUCGAUGCAUACAUGAAGAAGGUCGAUGAGCUCUACAAGCAGAAGGAAAAGGAAGUGCUGAAGGUGUAACAACAGCUGGGUGUACUCGUAUGUAAAUGAACCAGUUCCUAAGACGGUAACUCCCUUGUCCUCUGGGGAAACAAUUGUCAAUGUGAUGUUUGUAGAAGUAGUGAAGGGGUGGAGAUGAACUUUCCUUUAAGAUCUAUAAUCACAUUGUUUGUUUUUCGCUGUAUCUGUAUGCUGCGGGAGCACUACAACAUGAUCGAUGGAGAGGGCGUGUGUGUGUGUUGUCGGACAAAAUAGGUUAUAUGGUUUUUCUCUCUGGUGUUCCAUCGAUGAUUAACUAUUGCAAUUUGACGGUACUAUUAGUAUUACUACAGGUUCUAUUGCUUCA